UUUAUAACUCAACCCUUGUGGUUCCACCAAGUGGUUUGAUGGACGGAGUGCGUUUGGUUUUCAUUAAAUCGUCUCGCCGCUGACCCCCUGCCCCAUCUGGAGUAAUGUGAAACCAGCCCUCUGGCAGACGCGCUGUGCGGAAGAGUGUCGGCUGCGCACACAGUCUGCGCCGCUCCGCGCUGCACCAGCUCCCAGAGGAACACCGCAGACCAACGUGCGAUGGGCAGCUACCGGGCAUAGAUGGUAAACCUGUGCGGCCGUCGGUGAGGGAUUUAUGUGCUCUUCCUGGAGGUGUGAUAUCGCAGCCAUGGUUUGCUGUCAGACUCCCAAAAGUUCGCAGAGACGCGCCUGCGGCUGCGCUCCCGUCCUGGCUGCGGCGCUGCUCAGCCUCCUGCUGUGCGCCGGGAUGCCGCCGGCGGCUUCCUCCUGGAGCUCAGAGGAAGAAGCUUACACCACCACCCUGAUCAUCGGGAUCCGCAAAGACGCCCGCUCACAAAUGCUUCACCUCUCCAGGAACAAGCGCUACACCCUGACCCCCGAGCAGCUCAAGUGGGACAAGCUGAAGUUAACCUACAAGUUGCUCUCCUUCCCCACAAACCUCAUCAAUGCCAGCGACACGCGCCGAGGCAUUGCCAAGGCUUUUGGCAUGUGGAGCGACGUCUCGCCGUUCAGCUUCAGAGAGGUGCCAGCGGACCAGGAGGCAGACAUUAAGAUCGGUUUCUACCCCAUCAACCACACAGACUGCCUGCAGUCCCACUUGCACCACUGUUUCGAUGGCAUCACAGGAGAGUUGGCCCACGCCUUCUUCCCACCAACAGGCGAGAUCCACUUUGAUGACCAUGAAUACUGGAUUCUGGGAAAUAUGCGCUUUAGCUGGAAGAAAGGCGUUUGGCUGACUGACCUCGUCCAUGUGGCAACUCAUGAAAUUGGCCACGCCCUGGGCCUUAUGCACUCCAUGGACCCUAAUGCUAUCAUGCACCUGAAUGCAACGCUGACAGGGCGCAAACGAAUCACACAGGAUGAGGUGUGGGGUUUGCAUCGUCUCUAUGGAUGUUUGGACCGGUUGUUUAUCUGUCCAGCCUGGGCUCGCAGAGGUUACUGUGACAGCAAGCGCGGCCUGAUGCAGAAGCACUGCCCCUCCAGCUGUGACUUCUGCUACGAAUUUCCUUUCCCCACUGUGGCACCGACCUCAGCUCCCCCAAGGACCAAACACAAGCUGGUUGCUGAGGGCAAGAACCUUACGUUUCGCUGCGGGAAGAAAAUUGCAUCUAAGAAAGGCAAAGUGUCCUGGUACAAAGACGGGGAGCUGCUGGAAUUCUCUCAGCCCAACUACAUCACCCUGAAAGACGACCACAUUACAAUAGUAGCCAACGCCAUCAACGAAGGCACAUACACCUGCAUCGUGAAGAAGAAAAACAAAGUUCUCACUAACUACUCCUGGAGGGUACGCGUGCGUUUCUGAGCACCACGCCAGCAAACCACUGCACGUUGUUCAUACACGAGGAGAACUCAUUCACUAGGGCACAUAUUUCUGAGGAAUGUUCACCCUUUCUGUUCUCUUUUUAACUUUUCAACAUUCUGUCUGUGGUCAAUUGUCACUGUAUCGAAUGAUUUUCAUAUGUGCAAAAAUAAAUGUUCUGUGACGAGUCGUG
Molecule: messenger RNA, 1652 nt
Organism: Thalassophryne amazonica
Lineage: Eukaryota; Metazoa; Chordata; Actinopteri; Batrachoidiformes; Batrachoididae
Gene: mmp23ba
Product: matrix metallopeptidase 23ba
Exons: 8
Coding region: 275-1462 (395 amino acids)
Biological process (GO): collagen catabolic process; proteolysis; extracellular matrix organization
Cellular component (GO): extracellular matrix
Molecular function (GO): zinc ion binding; metalloendopeptidase activity
Source: RefSeq, a predicted model, not a curated record